Messenger RNA from Brassica oleracea var. oleracea, 1729 nucleotides. RefSeq lists its product as uncharacterized. Bases 315 to 1544 code for a protein of 409 amino acids. NCBI's taxonomy places the organism in Eukaryota, Viridiplantae, Streptophyta, Magnoliopsida, Brassicales, Brassicaceae. The transcript has 3 exons. The record is from RefSeq and is a predicted model, not a curated record.
AGAUUUUUUAGAGUCUCCUCUCUAUUAUCUCUCUGGCUCCUCUUGAUCUAGUUUUUUAAAUAAUUUUUAUAAAUUUUAUGUGAUAGUUACAGAUACACGUUAUAUAUGUGUGUAUGUAUAAUCUAUCUAUAUUGAUGGAGACAAUAACCAUUCGUACCUGACCAUUUCUUCUUGUAAUACUUUUUUUUAUUCUUCUUUCUCUUUUUUUUUUCCCGUCUCCCAGAUCUGCUUCCUCAAUCUUACCAUUGGAAAGCUUCAAGCUAUUUUCAGGGGACAGGACCAAACAGUUAGUUGGAUCGUAGAGGAAGAAAGCCAUGUACUUCUUCGGUUUGUCCAAAGAAGAAGUGUUGUCACAGAAACAUGUUGUAUCAUAUAAAGAGACUUUUAAGCAGAAUCCAGUCACUCUGUUUGGGAGACAGGUGUAUCCGGUGAAUAGCAAGACCUCCAUGUCUGUUGAUGGGUCUAUGAAGAUGAAAGAUAUCGAUCUUCGUCUUCCUGGAGAUCACUAUGCUCAUUUAGAGACUGGAUUUCAUUCAGCGUUUGAAGCUAAUAAGGAGAAAGAAGCGUUGGCCACAAACUGGAGUGGCAAGAGAGACCCAAAAAUUGUUAUUGAUCUUGAAGAGCUUCCCACAACUGAGGAUGGUACUGAAACAGAACCAUCAUGCUUAGCUGGUCAGAUCAGCUCAUACAGUCUAAAGGUGGUGGAUCAACCUCUUGUAAAUGAUGGUAGUGCAGGUUUACUAGAUCUAAAUAGAACCCCGGAUGAUGAGUUGGUCUUCCAACCCGAACCUCAUUUCUGUUUCUUACAAGAUCUCAACUGUCCUUACGUCGAAGAGACUGAAACAAGCUGCGAGAAGAGUGGAGUAGAUGAUGGUCCUACGUCACAUAGCUCUCCUAAAUGCCAAAAUGUACAUGAAAAGGACGGUACAGAGUCUCCAGCUUCAGAUACUUCUUGCUGCACCACUGAAAACAACUUAAGAAGAGGUUCACUGGAUCCUUCUUGCCGUACCCGGCUUGAGUUUCCUGUCUUACUAGAGAACGAACUUUGUAAUGAGGAGGAGGAGGAAGAGUUCUCUGAAGUUAUGCUAAUGGCAGCUGAAUCCUUAGUCCACAUAUCAGCAGUUUCAUAUCAAAAUCAAGACUGUCAAGAUAAGGUCGAUAAGGGUAACGUGGAACCGAGAUGCUGCUCCUGCGAUUCAUAUGAGCUACACACAUUAGGAAUAAGAGAAACCAACACGGAAGAAGAGUUCUGCGUGUCAUCAAAGGCUAUGGAUAAGCUUAAUAACAUCACAAGAGAGGACAAGAAAGAGUUUGGACUCAAGCUGAGGAGAGGAAGGAGAAUGAAGAACUUUCAGAAGGAGAUUGUCCCGAGCUUAGCGUCCCUCUCAAGGCACGAGAUCCGUGAAGACAUGAACAUCUUGGAAGCGGUUUUGAGAUCAAGAGAGUACAAGAAGAUGCAGGGGAAAACGAGAGAUGUCAAACUCGGAGCAAACACAAGAAACAAACGUUCGGUGUCGCAGAGGUACGUCGGUAAAAGAAGGUGAAAACAUGAAUGAGUUUUAUAUAUCUUCAUGGGUUUCAGAUUCUAUCUUUCAAUUGCUUCAUUGUGUAAUCUUUUAACAGUCUUUUUUUGUUUAACUAAGGACAUUGAUUAUUGUAUGAGGAAAAAGCUAGUGAGCCGAUGACAUUAUGUUUCUCAUUCUUUCUCAAAAUGUUACUUAAGUAGCUA